This is a messenger RNA of Heteronotia binoei (common prickly gecko), 2136 nucleotides long. It is a transcript of the gene CTSO, whose product is annotated as cathepsin O. Gene Ontology annotation, cellular component: lysosome. The transcript has 8 exons. NCBI's taxonomy places the organism in Eukaryota, Metazoa, Chordata, Lepidosauria, Squamata, Gekkonidae. The coding region runs from base 219 to 1202 and encodes 327 amino acids. The record is from RefSeq and is a predicted model, not a curated record. Gene Ontology annotation, molecular function: cysteine-type endopeptidase activity.
GUUGGAGCCAAGCCAGUCUUGUGCGACUGGCUGAAUGACCCAUCACCGCUCCAGGCGCGGGAAGCAGCCAAGGCCUCCUUCGGGCCUCGCCUCGCCGUUGCGUGCAGACGACAGGAGGCGACGGCGGAGGAGGGGCCAGCAAAGCGAAAGAGAAAUGAGACGCCGCCAAACACGUUCCCAAGACCGCGGCCCAAAGUAGCAAGCCGCGCCGGCCCUCCAUGAAGCUGUGGCCCUUGCUGCUCUUGUGCCUGCCCUCCUCUUUCCGGGAUGGAGCUUGGCCCCAGGCCGCUGACGCAAGCGAGGGCCGCCGCAACAACAGCCUCAAGCGCUUCAAUUCCUCCUGGGCCAGCGAGUGGAAGAAAGAAGCUGCCCUGCGGGAAAGUGUUAAAAGAAUUAGGAAUUUGAAUUCAUUAUCGCCAAGUGACAGCAUCACUGCUUUCUAUGGAAUAAAUCAGUUCUCCCACUUAUUUCCUGAAGAAUUUAGAUCUAUUUAUUUACGAAGUAGACCUUCUACAGUUCCCAAAUAUGUUCCAGAACCAGAGGGAACAGAAACACCCUUACCAGCAAGGUUUGACUGGAGAGAUAAAAAUGUUGUUACAUCAGUGAGAAAUCAAGAAGCAUGUGGAGGCUGUUGGGCUUUUAGUGUUGUUGGUGGUGUAGAGUCUGCAUAUGCAAUAAAAAGGAAUGUUCUGGAAGAGCUCAGUGUACAACAGGUCAUCGAUUGUUCAUAUGAGAACAACGGUUGCAAUGGCGGCUCUACUAUCAGUGCUCUGUAUUGGCUGAAUCAGACCCGUGUGAAGCUAGUGAGAGAUUCCAGGUAUCCUUUUAAAGCUCAAACAGGAUUAUGUCACUAUUUUAGUCACUCAGAUUUUGGAAUCUCAAGCACAGGAUAUGCUGCAUUUGACUUCAGUGGGCAUGAAGAAGAAAUGAUGAAGAUACUUGUUAAAUGGGGUCCUUUGGUGAUAAUUGUAGAUGCGACUAGCUGGCAAGAUUACUUGGGCGGUAUCAUACAAUACCACUGUUCCAGUGGAGAAGCAAAUCAUGCUGUUCUCAUUACUGGCUUUGAUACAACAGGUAGCAUCCCCUAUUGGAUAGUACGGAACUCUUGGGGACGUUCAUGGGGAAUAGAUGGCUAUGCUCAUGUUAAAAUAGGCUCCAAUGUUUGUGGUAUUGCUGAUGAAGUUUCUGCUGUGUUUGUGUGAAAUGGUUGAGCUAAAUGAUGGGGCAAUCGUUUUGAUCAUCACUUUCCUCAGUUUGAAGCCAUUUUAAGAAGGGGCAUUCUGAUGAGUUUUGUAACUGUGACACAUCCUGAGCUGUGCUUCGUCUUCCAUCCUGUGCUACACAGACAUUCACAGCUGGAAAACAACAGUGCCAUCCUAAUCAGCGUUACACAGUAGUAUUAGAAUGGUUUAAUUCUGGCACUAUAAAUGGCAUGUACUGAACCAUGCUGUAUAUUAUCAGUUCAGGAUGCAGUUGGCACUCGUGUCUUACUUCCACUUGUCCAGAUGUUUCUAAUGAGAGUUUUGAAGCCAAGGCUGCCCAAUAAAUGGAAAACAGGACCUGAAUCAGGGCAACCUGACUUCAUCAGGUACAUUAUGUUUACAGUGUGGCCACUGGACAGUCACUCUCUUCUGCCUUAAUUCCUUUGUAAAAGGUUGCAGCAGUGAUCCUGUUCGCACAGUUGUGAAAGCAAAAUACAAUGGCUGCAGUCUGAACAGAUGCAAAAACAAAGCCAGCUGAAUAAACAGUUCAUGCAGAUGAAGAUUGGAAAGCACAUUGCAAAUCAAAGUAGAUAUAAUGAAUGUUAUCCCUUUGUAUGCAGCAGCUGCAACUAUGGUUCCUUUCUCUUUGCUCUGACAAGAUUUGUAAAAUCUUAAGUUUUUCUAACCCACCUCACAGGAAGAAAGGCAAGAUAUAUGGUACAUAUUUUGAUAAAUAAUGUUUGUGUAUUUAUGGCUGCACAAUGAUUUAACUUUUUGAAAUUUAGAAAGUAACACUUGAUGAAGGAACUUUAAUACUUGUCCAUAGUUUUAACAAUGCUUUGAUGAAAAUAUUUGUGUGUUAGCUGAGAUGUUAAAAUAUUUUUGUAUGCUCAAAUUCAUAUUUACUGAUUUUAUAAUAAAGAUGAUGAUUACA